Molecule: messenger RNA, 1489 nt
Organism: Bombus pascuorum
Lineage: Eukaryota; Metazoa; Arthropoda; Insecta; Hymenoptera; Apidae
Gene: Nprl2
Product: GATOR complex protein NPRL2
Exons: 9
Coding region: 171-1358 (395 amino acids)
Biological process (GO): negative regulation of TORC1 signaling; positive regulation of autophagy; cellular response to amino acid starvation
Cellular component (GO): GATOR1 complex; vacuolar membrane
Molecular function (GO): GTPase activator activity
Source: RefSeq, a predicted model, not a curated record
GAGUACCCAUACGUAUAAGUAGAAAUAUAUUGUGACACAUAUCUAUGUAGUAUGUAGUUUUUUAAAAAUUGCAUUUCGUAAGAAAUGUCACUCUACAAAUUUUCAAGGAUUUUUCAUGCUUCUUAUUAUACUAAAUAAAAUGUAUUUUAAGGUUAUUGAAAUCGACAAAAAUGACAUCAGUAACAGAAAAUAUAAAGGAUGAGACACAAGAAGAUCCGAUUAGAUGUAUAUUUUUUUCAGAAUUUCACCCUAUUGUGGGUCCAAUGAUUACUUGUCAGGUUCCAGAUAAUUUUAUUUCAAAGGAUAUUUUUGAUAAUGUCAGUGUUUAUAUUAUACCAAAAGCAAAGUUACAGCGUAGUACUAUCACAGUGACAUUGAAGGAUUAUAAAAUCCUAGGAUUUCCAGUAAAGAUUGAUGACAAGAAGUAUGCAAGAAAUGCAUUUUAUUUCAACUUAUGUUUUGUAUGUGAUGCAGAAGCUCGUACUGUACAUUAUGAACCUGUUGUGAAAAAGAUGUCUGAUUUUUUAAUGGCUCUAGAGGUAGAAAAUUGUUUUUUAUCUGCCUCUGAGGAUAAAACAAGAUUAGCAGAAAUGUUGAAACAUGUAAUGCAAGAUUUGAAUUUACACAAAAUGUGUACAUUAACAGAGGGGACAAUGACGUCCCAUUUGAAAGUCAUAAAAUUAGCACCUGAGCCGAAACCAGUUCUUGAUCAUCAGGUACCAAUAUUCUUGGAGGGCCGUGAAGCAUUCCAAACUGAUCAGUGGGAUUUAACCACUCAGCAAGUAUUACCAUACAUAGAUGGAUUUAAUCACGUUGCACGAAUAGCAGCUGAAGCAGACGUGGAAAAUAAUCUAGUUAAAAGUUGUGUGCAGAAUCUUAUUUAUUACGGUGUUGUAACUUUAAUUCCAAUAUUUCAAUACAGUAAUGUGUAUGCUGCAACUUCUAAAUUGAAAGAAUUAGCCGAAAAUACAAAAUUACAAGAACGAUGCAUAGCAUAUGCUUCAAAAUUCCCUAGACAACCUGCAUAUCUUAGAGAUAUAUAUCGAAUGUAUGCAAGUAUGACACAUGGCAGCAGCAUGAGAGAUUUGUGUCAACGUCUCAAUCCUCAGAAUCUAAGAAUCAAUGAAAGGAGGCUGGUGCAAUUUGGUCUUAUUGAAGGUCUUAUUCGUCGAGUAUAUAAGUAUCCAAUAUAUUUGUCGGGAUCUUCUUUUAAUGAAGAGACGAAAAACAAUCCAGUUUAUAAGUACUUUACAGGAACAUUCAGUCUUGAUGAAAUUUGUUGUAGUACAGGUCAAUCAGCUGCACAAGUCGAAGAUAUUGUUGAACGCGAUCCGAAUGUUGUUAUGUUAUGGAAGUAAUAUUUAGAAGUAGUAUUUAUGUCAUGAAUUUUGUUUUCUGUGAUUUUGAUAAGCGUAAAGGUUGUUCAUUUAAGCAGAUAUAGUACGCAGGAUAUAUUGUGAAUGAUAAAUAGACAAAUUACAAUUAUAAA